AUGGGCGCUUCUGCUGGCGUUUUGUUAUUAGGAGGAGCGGCAAUGCUUUAUCAAACAUACUAUAAAGCCCAUGUUGUCUCCAAGAUGGAAGCUGCUUUUGCUCCCGGAUAUGAUCCUGUACUUGCUUUGGUGGAAAAUAGUACAGAGAUGGCAUACGUAGAGAUUUCACCCCCAAGACCUGAACAGGAUUUGAUCGAUCGAAUCAUCCAAGGCAAAGAGGCUGGAAGGUAUUUCUUGAUAUUGGGUAGCAAAGGAGCGGGAAAGCAAACAAUGUUGAUUCAAGCAAUAUCGCGAGCAAAGGCUGAAGGUGUUGCCUUUUUUGAAGCACAUUCCGACUGCGAAGUAGUUGUGGACAAGUUCAGCGAAUCGAUCAACUAUAAUAUGAACAGAGAUUACCUUGGAAAUUUGUUGGGCUUAUCAGACUUAAGCGGAAUGAGCGUCUUUCAAUCACUUGAAAGAGCAAUGCAUAAACUAGAAAAAGCUUUAAUACGAUAUUCUCAGCAGAAAGGCAGGCCUGCCAUUAUCAUCAUGAACGCUGCCCACCUACUACCGCAAGACGAUGACGGUAAAAAGGUUUUGCAAUUAUUUCAACAAAGGGCAGAGAAAUGGGCUUCAAGUGGUGUGUGCACUUUCGUGUUUACCUCGAACGACUAUUGGAUAUAUGACGCAUUGAGGAAGAAUUCAAAUCGAAUGGAUACACUCUCUGUCAAAGAUCUAAGUCGCGCACAAUCGAUUGAUGUGCUAAAGAAGUGUAGAGCUCACUACUUUGGCAUCGAAAGAGCAAGAGAAGAAGAUUCUCAAGGAAUAUUUGCAAAAGCAUAUGAGACAUUGGGCGGCAGAGUGGCAUUGCUCAAUACGAUGGCACGCAGAAGCAACUUACUCAAAGCUACGGAACAAUUGGUCGAAGAUGAUCUACAAUGGCUAUUGAGUAAGACUGGUAUCAUCGAAGACCACGAUGAUGAUGUGAUGGAUGAACAAAAGUGGUCUACAUGCUCUUGGCUCUUAUUCGUCGAACUGGCCAAAAGACACGCCGCUUUAGAAGGAGGUCAGGAUACCCACGACAAUUCAGAUUCGUCAGCAGAACAGGAAGGAGUUGAUCUAGACAACGAUGAUGGCGAUGCGGGCAGUACAUCAUCACAUUCUUCCGCCCAUCCUUUGGUUGAUCCAAGUCUAGAUCAAGAAAAGGAUGUUAGAGGCGAAGAUGUUCCAAAUCCUCAUCUGACAUGGGGAGAAGCUCGACAAGUGAUGACAAGACCGGAUUAUCUAACACAACUUGAUCAAAUGAAUAUCAUUCAAGUUAAUAGACAUCAUGAAAUUCGUGCAGAUUCAAUGCCACUCUUACGCGCUUUUCGUAGAAUUGCUCAAGAACCCGGAUAUGAAGAUAAACUUGAACGUGUAAUGGAUCGAGUUUCAGCCAUUGAGUCAUUAGGACGGACGAGAGAAUUAGUAUGGAAAGAACAAGGUGAAAAAGGUAAAUUCCUCGUCAAGCAUGAUCAUAAAGGUCGCGAAUUGGAAUCAUGGGUCUUGUUGGGUGGUGAUGAGAGAUUAGGAAGGGAAGAAGAGGAAGAAGAGAAGUGA
Molecule: messenger RNA, 1578 nt
Organism: Meira miltonrushii
Lineage: Eukaryota; Fungi; Basidiomycota; Exobasidiomycetes; Exobasidiales; Brachybasidiaceae
Exons: 1
Coding region: 1-1578 (525 amino acids)
Source: RefSeq, a predicted model, not a curated record